Molecule: messenger RNA, 4458 nt
Organism: Vombatus ursinus (common wombat)
Lineage: Eukaryota; Metazoa; Chordata; Mammalia; Diprotodontia; Vombatidae
Gene: SEC61A1
Product: Sec61 translocon alpha 1 subunit
Exons: 12
Coding region: 120-1550 (476 amino acids)
Biological process (GO): SRP-dependent cotranslational protein targeting to membrane, translocation; post-translational protein targeting to membrane, translocation
Cellular component (GO): membrane; Sec61 translocon complex
Molecular function (GO): signal sequence receptor activity; ribosome binding; transmembrane protein transporter activity
Source: RefSeq, a predicted model, not a curated record
GUGUCUCUUUCUGCCUCGCGCUCUCUGCCUCCGUCUCCCGCCGGCUGAGCCGCACCGCUCGCGGGCUCGGCCGCGGCCCCCGUCGCCUCCCCGGAGCUCGAGCACCCGGCGCCGCCGCCAUGGGCAUUAAGUUUCUGGAAGUCAUCAAGCCCUUCUGCGUCAUCCUCCCCGAGAUCCAGAAGCCCGAAAGGAAGAUCCAGUUUAAGGAGAAGGUGUUAUGGACUGCUAUCACGCUCUUUAUCUUCUUAGUAUGUUGCCAGAUUCCCCUGUUUGGUAUCAUGUCAUCAGAUUCAGCUGAUCCUUUCUAUUGGAUGAGAGUGAUCUUGGCCUCUAAUAGAGGCACGCUGAUGGAGCUGGGGAUAUCUCCCAUUGUUACCUCUGGCCUCAUCAUGCAGCUUCUGGCUGGGGCGAAGAUCAUUGAAGUGGGUGACACCCCGAAAGACCGUGCUCUUUUCAAUGGCGCCCAGAAGUUGUUCGGCAUGAUCAUUACCAUUGGCCAGUCUAUUGUGUAUGUAAUGACUGGGAUGUAUGGAGACCCCUCUGAAAUGGGUGCUGGGAUCUGCCUCCUGAUCACCAUUCAGCUCUUUGUUGCUGGAUUAAUUGUCCUGCUUUUGGAUGAGCUCCUGCAGAAAGGUUAUGGUCUUGGUUCUGGUAUCUCUCUCUUCAUUGCUACCAACAUCUGUGAGACCAUUGUGUGGAAAGCAUUCAGUCCUACCACCGUCAACACUGGCCGAGGUAUGGAAUUUGAAGGGGCCAUCAUUGCAUUGUUCCAUCUGCUGGCUACACGAACAGAUAAAGUUCGGGCCCUUCGAGAAGCUUUCUACCGCCAAAACCUCCCCAACCUCAUGAAUCUGAUCGCCACCAUCUUUGUAUUUGCAGUCGUUAUCUAUUUUCAGGGCUUCAGAGUUGACCUGCCCAUCAAAUCAGCACGUUACCGUGGUCAGUACAACACCUAUCCCAUCAAGCUUUUCUACACUUCCAACAUUCCCAUCAUCCUUCAGUCUGCUCUAGUAUCUAAUCUGUACGUCAUUUCCCAGAUGUUGUCCGCUCGCUUCAGUGGCAACUUAUUGGUUAGCCUCUUGGGCACCUGGUCUGAUACUUCUUCUGGGGGACCAGCUCGUGCUUAUCCAGUUGGUGGCCUUUGCUAUUACCUGUCACCCCCAGAAUCCUUUGGCUCUGUGUUGGAAGACCCUGUGCAUGCAGUUGUAUACAUAGUAUUCAUGCUGGGUUCAUGCGCAUUCUUUUCCAAAACAUGGAUUGAAGUCUCAGGCUCCUCAGCCAAAGAUGUUGCAAAACAGCUAAAGGAACAGCAGAUGGUGAUGAGAGGUCACAGAGAAACUUCCAUGGUCCAUGAACUAAAUAGAUACAUUCCCACAGCUGCUGCGUUUGGUGGACUGUGCAUUGGGGCCCUCUCAGUCCUGGCAGAUUUCCUUGGAGCUAUUGGAUCUGGAACAGGAAUCCUGCUUGCCGUCACCAUCAUUUACCAAUACUUUGAAAUUUUUGUCAAGGAACAGAGUGAAGUUGGCAGCAUGGGGGCUCUCUUGUUUUAAACUUUGCCUCUUCAUGGACCUAGAAGAGGGAGCGAGUUCUUGAAUUGUCCAAGAAGAGAAAAGAAAUAACCAAAAUCUUGUUACAAGAGCUCUUAAUUGAAGGAGAGUCACAUAUGCCAUGGUAUAAGAACUUUUGUUUAAUAUUCUUUCAUUCCAACUUUUUUGUAUCAUAUGUGCACUUUUUAAAGUGCUAGAAAAUGUCAAGAAUCUUGUUUUUAGUCCUGGCAUUAGCGAAAAUAACUGUAGAAAUGGAAUUUUCUUUAUUUGACAUUUGUCCCCUGAACUUAAUUGAUGUAAAUGAUGAACAGUUUUCCAAAGUAUCAUCACUUUUUUAAAGAAUUCUUAUGCCUUGAGUUUGUGUCUUCUCAGCACUGACUGUUGCUGUACUAGUCACAAUUUCUACCACCCAGAGGGACCUGUGAAUCUGGUUAUAAGCACAAACAUCACUAAAACUUAUCCACUUCAUACUAGGAGUGGGUGGGAGAAAUAUGACUUUAAAUUCAGGUGGAUAAAAAGAAGCAUUCAUUAAAUUGAAAUUUUAUCAGAGGGUGUCUCUUAAAUGACCUGAACAUUCAGUAAUACCUGAUGAAAGGUAUCACAUUAGCCUAAGACUUUCCAGAUAGAAUAAUAUUUUUUUUUCCUUUUUAAAAGGAAUCUAAUCAGGGUAGCCUAGGUUUUCCAAGGGAAGAGAAGAAUAGCUUGCCUAAGACUGAAAAAUGUAAGCAACCACAUUGUAAAGCCCGGUAAGUGGCUCUCUCUCUGGUUGUCAUCACCGUUGGCUACCCUAAUUGAUCUAUGAGGACUAAAAUGACAGAAACUGCAUGUCCUUGCUUCCUCCAUGCUCAAUUACUUUUGCCUUUGAGAAGUCCAGAGUUCCUCUGCUUUAAGAAGUUGAGCCUAGCUGGACAAAGCAGUCAGUUUCUGUCUCUCUGGAGAUAUAUUGAAAACUACUUUUUCUAGAAUAGCCUUCCUAGCUCAGAGCUGUGCCUGAGAACCCUCUAAGUGGCAUUUACAUAUCUGAUCCUGAUGCUUCCAAUUUAGAGUUCCAGUCAUCUCAUCAUUUUCCCCUGAGUCUUCCAACUUGCCCCUUUCACCCCCUACCCCCUCAAAAAAUGUUUCCAAAAAGGAAAUAUUUCAGGAGGUAAUUAGGCAUAGAAGGACAGUCACCCAAUUUUCAUAGCCAGUUCAAUCAUACAUAUUAUUUUAUAGGAAAAUUAAAACAUUACCCUACUUGUAUUUUUAGACCUUUUUUAAAAAAAAAAAAAAAGUUGUACAUAGGACCAAAUACAAGCAGUGUGAAUGAAAAGAAACCAGGAAAUUAGGUUCUAUAAUAAACCAGUAUUGCCCAUUAUGGGAAAAGGGAUAAACUUAGAACAGGUAGUAAGAUCAGGAUUUUGAAAUCUACUUUUUUCAUAUGUUGGUCCAAUAUUAUUUUUUAAGUCUUAAAAAUUAUGUCCAAAAACUGUUUCCGUCCUCAACUACCACAUGGACUGCAGGAAUUAAGACCUUUUCAAAGUUGGGGAUAUUUAAGGAAAGCCUGAGAGAUUAAUGUAGGGCGUACAAGGAAAGGUGUGUUGGCAGAGUUCACUAGUGUCUGUCUAAUUUGUUGAACGAGGAAAUGAGGAAGACUUUGGUGGCACCAGAGAUGAAAGGUUCCUUGGAAGGAGAAUCUGGAAGCAAGGAGAGAACCCAGGACUGGGGUGUGGUGCUUGAGCUGUUAUACAUCCUGCAAAAUGAGAGCAAAGGAACAGUGUCAGUCUAGCGUCAUGGAGAGUGGUGCCCUACCUAAGAUGAAGUGGGCUGAGUAGAAUUUUAGCCCCGAGAUUACAACUGACUGCUUCUAAGUGGGAACUGCCACGUCAGGCAGAAUGCUUUAUAUCAUAGUACAGGGUGUUCCAAAAGUCUCUGUACAGUUUUAAGCUAUUAAAGUUUAACACUUUUAAUAUAAUGAAAGUUUUAAUAUAUUAAAAGUAUUAAAUUUUAAUAGCUUGAAGCUGCACAGAGACUUUUGGAACAUCUUGUAUUUCAACUAGCUGUAAGUCAGGUCUAAUUUCUUCUAGAAAGAGCAAUAUUAGUAUAAACUUGUGUCUAAGAUCUUAGACUCCUUAAGGCUAUCUUUGCCAAAUCAUUUGGAUUUGAUUCAUAGUGGUGGUUGAGUGUUGAAUUGUUGAGAACCCACUGUAGUGUUACAGGCAUCAAAGCCAAAUGGUUGACUUUGAUGGCCCAGAAGUGCAUGGGUAUCUUGGACUUCUAGAACCAGAGCCAACUUUUGCAAUUAUCUAUUCCAUUUUAGAGAAGAAAUUGAGGUUUGAAAAGGUGAUAGGAUUUGCACAAGGUCUCAUUGAAAGUUUGUAGAUCCAGAACAAGAGUCCAAAUCUCCCAAGUUUUCUAGUCCACAGUACCACGUGUGACCACGUCUAGACCCGCUUAGGAACAUAGGAGUGUAUCUGAGACACUGAUCCUUGCCCCUCCUCCACAGACAUUGAGCUUUGCUGACACUGCCUCCUGCUAGAUCACUUUCUUUAUCCCCUUCUCUCUUCCUACUCAGUCCCAUGCUACACAGCAAAAACUGAUCACUGAGGGUGCAGAUGUGGAAUGACAAAUGAGCUGUUCUUCAAACCAAAUAGUUGUUUAGGCUUUUCAUUUGGUUUAAAGCUACUCCUCCAUGUACACAUGAACACCACUGGUACCAUCAACCAUGUGUCCUUGCCAUCUGCAAAUGACAAAGCAUCUUUACUAUCAGUGAUUGCCAAGUCUCCAGAUCUGUGAUGUUGAGGCCUUGUGUAACAGACAGUAUGCAAACUGGGGCCAACACUCAGCCACCUUUGAAGGUUUAUUGAUAAGGUAAAUGAUGGCAUAACGGAGGAAUGGAAACAAGCCAUGAAUAAAGAAAUGUUUUACAAUUCCA